UAAAUUUUCCAUUAAACUACGCAUCGCGAUUCAGUUGUAUACUUAUUGUUGUUAUUUAGUGUAAAAAUUGGUCAAAAAUCAUCUCAAUACUCUUCAAAUAUGGAAGAGGAUAAUGCUUGGGUUUUCGAUUCGCUUGUUACUUUUCUAAAUGGACCUAUAUGGAACGCACCUCUGCAGAGUUUCAUUGAAGAAAAAUCUCUGAUUUUUGAACCAAAUGCAGAAGACAAUGAAGGCUACAAAAAUAUAUUUGACGAGUUUAAAAAUUUGGUUGAUUUUAUGCUUGGAAAUUUUAUGGAAGAUAUUGGAAUUACAGCUGAGCAGUUUGAGAAUGCUUGCAAAGAAAGUAAACGAUAUCAAGUAGCUUUUGAUCCUAAUUCUUUUGAACAAAUUUGGGCGGCGAACGAUUUCGAAAUGUUUAAAAAAAUGAUGACACAAAGAAAUGUUGAAUUACAACUGCAAGCUCUUGAAUUGAUCGAACAAAAAUAUGGUAUAACACCUGAAUCAUUUGUUCCACAUAAUCACAACGAAAAUGUUAGAGAAAUACCAGCAAAUGUUGAGAAAUCUUCAGAUUUGGAACAACAUGUUAUGGAAGAAGUAGCUAAAAAUUUUAACGAUGAACGUGAAGAAAUAGAGACUCCUAAGAAAAUAGAGAAUAUAGAGGAGGAAAAAGUAAUUUUGGAGAGAGAAAAGGAAGUUCUGGAAAAAGUUUUGAAGGAAACUAAAGAAAAACAACUUCCAGAUGUAGCUGCGCCAUCAGCGCAUGCUAUCGAGCCGACAGUUAAGAAAGAACCCAGCAUUACCGAGAAAAAAGAUUCUCAACCAACUGAAAAAAAAGAUGAGAUCGACGCGUUGGAAUUGAAAAAACGCCAAGAUUAUUUGCGAGCUCAAAGAGAUAAAUUGGUGGCAUUGAAAAAAGAAGCUCGUCGUAAACAAUUAGAUAAAGGUACUACUAAGUUGAAAGAGAGACCAAAAUCGGCUAAAGCCGCCGAAGCGGUUUUGACAGGAGGGAAGAGCAACAUAGCACCCCAACAGCUGCAAUUUCGAAAAACUCUAGCUGAACGUUUAAGGGCGGAAGUAGUAGCAGCAAAUGAAUAAAAACACAAAACGUUUUUUACUUAUAUUUAUUACCUAAAUAUAUAACGAGUACAAUUUGUAUUUUACAAUUCUUUAAAACAUGUAAUUUGUUACAUAAAAACAAAUAUUAGAUAAUUGCCUUUUUGUCUGUUGAUUCAAAAAACGUAUCGCGUGUAUAAAAAAUAUUAUGAUGCUGCCGCCAACAAAUAAUAAUGUACCAGUCACAAGUUAUCCUAUUUGUAGAAGAACAGUAAAUCUUGUAUUAAAAAAAUUUUCAAAAGAUUUGUUAAAAUUAAUUGUUUUUUCAUACUGUUAUUUUUGACACACCUUAUAUAACUCACUGUGUAAUUUUUUUUUAGUUUUUUUUUAAGUUAAGUUUCAACUUCAGUCGCUCAUUUUUGCAUACACAUAGAUAACGAAUAAAGAAGCUUUUUGAUAAAUAGAAAUUUUGUUUUGUAGCUUUAAUUUCAAAAUGAAAUAUUCUAAAAUG
Molecule: messenger RNA, 1564 nt
Organism: Diorhabda carinulata
Lineage: Eukaryota; Metazoa; Arthropoda; Insecta; Coleoptera; Chrysomelidae
Product: cilia- and flagella-associated protein 36
Exons: 8
Coding region: 100-1095 (331 amino acids)
Cellular component (GO): ciliary base; axoneme
Source: RefSeq, a predicted model, not a curated record